Marchantia polymorpha subsp. ruderalis is the source of this 3503-nucleotide messenger RNA. NCBI's taxonomy places the organism in Eukaryota, Viridiplantae, Streptophyta, Marchantiopsida, Marchantiales, Marchantiaceae. The record is from the annotation of a GenBank genome assembly.
CCGCUCGUCCAGCGGCCAUGGCCCGGCGCCAUCCUGCGCACCUCUGCUCCUGAGAGGGGCAAAACUGAGCUCGGGCCUCACCACAAUCAUCGUCAUGUGCUCGGAACUGGACACGGUCACUGACCCACGACCCCGGGGGCGCAACUUUCUCGUCCAGACCCCGUUCCAUCUCUAGUCUUCGUUCGCAGGUAGACUUUGUCUUCUGUCUCCAAAUCCAAAUCUCAAUCCCAGUUCCAUCCCUGUCGCGGAUUUCCCAAAAUCUCUCGCCGAAGGUGGGAGAGGGAGAGGGGGUUCUUCUGUCACUCCAUAGUAGACGAGGCGGAGCGAGACUCGUCGAUUCGAGCUCGGGGGCGGCGACGAUGGAUACCCGACGCAGCGCGGGGCUGGCCGUGCUGUGGAUUGCGCUGGCCGCCUCGCUCCGGCUCGGCCGAGCGCAGGACGGAGCCUGCGGAUCGGCAGCGGGCAACGUGAUUUGCGCCGACCCGCAGUGCUGCAGCUCGGCGGGCUUUUGCGGCACCACGACGGAAUACUGCGGAGCGGGUUGCCAAUCGGCCUAUGGCAAAUGCAGCACCACCGCCAGCGAAGGAGCCUGCGGAUUGGCAGCGGGCAACCUGAGCUGCGCCGACCCGCUGUGCUGCAGCUCGGCGGGCUUCUGCGGCACCACGACGGAAUACUGCGGAGCGGGUUGCCAAUCGGCCUAUGGCAACUGCAGCAGCGCGACCGCCAGCGAAGGAGCCUGCGGAUCGGCAGCGGGCAACCUGAGUUGCGCCGACCCGCUGUGCUGCAGCUCGGCGGGAUUCUGCGGCACCACGGCUGAUUACUGCGGGACAGGGUGCCAGCAGGCCUAUGGCAAUUGCAGUAGUGCGCUCGCCAACGGAGCCCAGGGGAGCUGCUCCGCCGGGCCCCCUCAGAAGCCAUGCGCGGAAGGCCUCUGCUGCAGCCAGUAUAACUUCUGCGGCUCCACGGUGGAUUACUGCGGCGCCGGGUGCCAGUUCGGGGCGUGCUUCGGGGCGAGCUCGGGCCUGAGCGCGGGCGAAAUCACCGGAAUCGCCUUCGGGAGCGCGUUUGUGCUCUUCCUGGGGCUGCUCUUCUACGUGCUGGCGCGAAGGAGGCGCAAGCUCGCGGCCAAGCCCCGGCUGACGGAGCCCCCGGCCGACGACUUCGAGCUCAGCCUGCCGUCAAUCGGGGACUCGCUCGCGGCCAAGGUCAUGGGCAUGCGCUUCUCGUACGAUGCGCUCCACGAGGCCACGAAUGGAUUCUGCGACGAGCUCGGCCGCGGCGCUUACGGGAUCGUGUACAAAGGCACGCUCAGGGACGGCAGCGAGAUCGCGGUGAAGAAGCUCGUCGACAGCCAGCGCGGCGCAAAGGACUUCGAGGCCGAGAUGAAGACUCUGGGGAGCAUCAACCACGCGAAUCUGGUGGCGCUGCGGGGAUUCAGUGUGCGCAGCCAUCAGCCUUUCCUCGUGUACGAGUACGUCCCCAAUGGGUCGCUGGACAGAUGGAUUUUCCGCACUGAUCGGCGACUGCCAUGGCAGACGAGGGUGGAAAUCGCUCGAGGCACGGCCAAGGGGCUGAGCUACCUCCACGGAGAGCUGCAGAUCGGGCAGGCCAUAAUUCAUCUGGACAUCAAGCCCGAGAACAUUCUGCUGAGCGACCAGUUCGUGCCCAAGGUGGCGGACUUCGGCAUGGCCAAGCUGAUCGGGCAGACGAGGACGCACACCAUCGCGUCCGGAGGCACAUUCGGGUACAUGGCGCCCGAGGUGUACGCCGGCGCCGCCACCACGAAGAUGGACGUGUACAGCUUCGGAAUCGUGCUGCUGGAGCUGGUGGCCGGGCGCCGGCACCUGGACCACUCGUUCGGGGACGAUCGCUUCUUCCUUCCUGCGUAUGCGAUGCGGCGCGUCAUGGUGCAUCUGGAGAUCGACGUGGUGGAUCCGAGGCUGGAAGGCAAUUUCAGCUCGAUCCAAGCCAAGGAGCUCAUCACCAUCGCGCUGCUGUGCUUGCAGCGAGAUCCUGACGAGCGCCCCGACAUGAGCACCGUGUUCAGGAUGAUCGAGGGCGUCAAGGUUCCCACCGAGCUGCCGGCCUCUCUGCAGCUCGAGCUCGAGAUGACCGAGCGGCUGGUUCGCAGGCCCACCCAAGCUCUGGGCCUGAAAGCCGAUGCCGAUUCGUUCUCCAUCGACUUCGGCAGCGACCGCUCGCAUCGCAAAACGGGAGAAUCAGGGGACUCCGCCUCGGCCGCCACCGCCGCUACCACUGAAUCUCACCCGGUCUUUCCCCGCUGACAUAUCCAGUGCCCCAUCGCUAGCUGUACAUCACCCACCAUAUCCCCGUCCCGAAUACCUGACUGCCAUAUUUGUGGAACUCGCGUGAAAUUUCAGGGAGGAAUCCGCGCAGCUUUCACGUCCGUGAGAUAGUUUUUUGCCGACGACAUUCGGUUCUACGAUGCGGACGCAGGCUGGCAGGCAGGCAAUUGUGGCACUCGAGGUAGUGCUGAGGAAGCUUUCAGGAACCUCGCGGUAAAAGCGCUUAGCAAGGAAUGUAUAUACAGCAGUAAAUGUACAUCGUCCCACAUCCCCGAGGUAGUCGCAGCAUCAGAGGGAGGGAGGGAGAGAGGGAGGCGAGAAAUCGGAGCGGCCGACAGAGGAAUGAAUGAAGCGUACUCAUCCGUCCCGGAGGAUCAUCCAUUGUGCUCGGUCCAACUCAUGCGGCUCGAGGAGCUCUUCAGCGAAACGAAGAUCACACCCUGCAAAUGAUGUGUCGAAGGUCACACCCUGCAAAUGCUCCGAAGUCAUGUUCUCGGAAUGAUCAGCCUUUAAUUUUUUAUCUUUCCUAUCUUAUUCCGAAAUUUUUCCCGAAGUAUCUGAUUCGGUAAUGUAGUGUUGCGGAUGCUCGCUCACGUCUUCAAUCCAACAACCAACUGCCCAUGACAGAGAGACCCUCUGUAGAACGGUUUCAACCUCCAGAGUUUACUGCAGUAUGUGAUACCGGAAACGCAAGGGGAUUCUCUACGAGACCUGAGUGUUCGUCCAUGUCCGUGUGGUCGAAUUCUACUCCUAAUAGAUAUUGACGAGGAAUGAACCCCAGUCAGAGUUGAUGAGAAAUCUUGACCUCAUCAGGUCUUAAGCAAGGCCCACACAAACAGCCAAACCUCUUUGUGAUUCAACGAUUCUGAGCCAACGAUGCGUAUUACCACAUCGUUGCAUUGUACAGUCUGUCAUGAGAUGAGGACAUGUCAUGACAGACUGUACAAUCUCUGAUCGUUGUUACAUCUCAUUCGAGGUUUGUGAGAACGUAAUAACGAUCAGCGAAGCGCUAUGACCAUGCGCAAAGGGGAAUUACUAUGGAGCCGUGCUGAAAUUCAUACCCGAACCCAAUGCAUCCACAAUCCGUGGGCAUGGAUUCUUACCCGGUAGGUAAUAUAUCCAAUAUAUCGGAUCCCAUACCCGACCCAUAUCCGAAGAGAUUGAGAAAUCAUUUUUUAAUUUUGCUUUCGGUGCAAC